GUGGGACGGCACCGGGGCCCAGCUUGGGCUGCCCAGCCAUGACGGAGGGUUGGGGGGGGGGAUGAUGUCCCAGGUGUCACUGAGCAGUGGGACAGCAGGAGCAGCCCAGGAGAGCUGGAGCUGGAGCCCAAGGAGAGCCCACAGCGAGCCCAACCACCUCCCCACCAUGGACGCCACAGACGUGCCCCUCCAGGCUGAGAUGGUGGAACUGGUGCCCAACGGGAAGCAUGUGGCUGCACUCACCACCUCCACCGUCCCCUCGCUGGCAGGUGACAGGUUUGAGGAGAACCAGUCUGGCACAGCAGAGAUGGAGGAGUUCCUGCCCCACGGCGCCGAAAAGAAACAGACACACUUCACUGACUUUGAAGGGAAGACGUCUUUCGGGAUGUCUGUCUUCAACCUGAGCAAUGCCAUCAUGGGCAGCGGCAUCCUGGGGCUGGCCUACGCCAUGGCCAACACCGGCAUCAUCCUCUUCCUGUUUCUCCUGACGGCGGUGGCCCUGCUCUCCAGCUACUCCAUCCACCUGCUGCUCAAGUCCUCAGGCAUUGUGGGCAUCCGCGCCUACGAGCAGCUGGGCUACCGAGCCUUUGGCACGCCGGGGAAGCUGGCUGCAGCCAUCGCUAUCACCCUGCAAAACAUUGGAGCCAUGUCCAGCUACCUGUACAUCGUCAAAUCCGAAGUGCCUCUCGUCAUCCAGACCUUCCUCAACCUGGAGGAGAAGACCACGGACUGGUACAUGAACGGGAACUACCUGGUGAUCCUGGUUUCCGUCACCAUUAUCCUGCCUCUGGCCCUCAUGAAGCAGCUGGGUAAGUCAGGGGGAUGCUGCCUGCAGCACCAGGCUCUGGCAACCUGGGGCUCCUGUGGGCUCAGGAAGAGGGAUGCAGCCCCUCUCCACACAGUCCCUGCGCACCCUAGGGUGCUCUGGCAUCACCUCGCUGGGCGGGUACUUGGUGCCCGUGGGUGCCACAGUGGCUGUGCUGAGCCUGUCAUCUCCCGCAGACCCUCCAAGAAGAAGAUGCAGUGCAUCUCCAACAUCUCCAUCAUGGUGAUGUAUCUCAUGUACUUCUUGGCUGCCCUCUUCGGCUACCUCACAUUCUAUGGCCGGGUGGAGUCGGAGCUGCUGCACACGUACAACAAGGUGGACCCCUUCGAUGUGCUCAUCCUGUGUGUGCGGGUGGCUGUGCUGACAGCUGUCACCCUCACUGUCCCCAUCGUCCUCUUCCCGGUGCGCCGGGCCAUCCAGCAGAUGCUGUUCCAAGGGAAGGACUUCAGCUGGAUCCGCCACAUCAUCAUUGCUGUGGUCCUACUGACCUUCAUCAACCUCUUGGUCAUCUUCGCCCCCUCCAUCCUUGGCAUCUUCGGCAUGAUCGGUGCCACCUCUGCUCCCUGUCUCAUCUUCAUCUUCCCUGCCAUCUUCUACAUCCGCAUCAUGCCCAAGGACAAGGAGCCGCUGCGCUCCACCCCCAAAAUCUUGGCUGCUUGUUUCGCCCUCCUUGGGGUGCUCUUCAUGAUCAUGAGCUUGAGCUUCAUCAUCAUCGACUGGGCCACGGGUGGGGGGAAGAGCGGCGGCAGCCACUAGCCAGUACCGGGUGCCCAUGCCAACCUCCCCCCCACCCACCAGUGCCCCAGGGAGAGCUGGCCCUGGGCUCAGUCCCUGUGCCACGGCCCCAACGGGCUUCCCUGGGGACCUUCCGCCAUUGCUGCCCAUCACCUGCAGUGGUGGUGAGGGGGUAUGAGCCAUGGCAGGUGCGGGGACCCCCCGACCCGUGCCCGGGAUAGGGCAGUGAGCCUGGGGCAGGUGCUGUGCCCCACCCCCGCUCCAAAGGGUACCCUCCCUGCUCUGCGCCUCAGUUUCCCCAUCUGUAAAAUGGGGAGAAUAACACUGCCCUACCUCACCGGGAGCUGGCUGUCAGGUGGAGCUCAUCUCUGCACACCCAGAGCCGCUGGCAGUGGGCACUGCCAGGGGCGUGGGGCACUGCCCGCCGUGGGAGCCGAGGACUGGGGUGCUUUCCUGGUCCCCCCAGACAGCAUCGAGAGCCCUGAUGAACCGUGUCCGUGGGGGGCUGGCGUCCAGCGGGGUAGUUGGACCUGUGGCAGCACCCAUGCCCACCCGGCCUCUCCCCCUGCCAUCCCCUGGACCCUGCAGAGAUGCCACCCCACUGCCCUGGCAUCGCAGGGGCACCCUGGCCCCCACGGUACCCAGCCCGCUGCUCUUGAGCCUGCCGAGGGAAUGGUUGCCGCCCGGUGCCCGCAGAUGGGACCCUGGUGAUCCCCAGGCCGUGCUGGGUGACCGGCUGCAUCGCUGUGGGGAGGUCGCACGCCUGUCAGGGCUUGGUGCCCGCUGGCAUCCUGCCUGUGCUGCAGCUUGGCUGCCCGGGGCCUGGCCCCCCUGAGGGGUGUGAGUGGGGGAAGCAGAGGGCUGGGGGCAGCUUGGGGCUCCAGAGCCACCCCCCCGUCUGUGUGCCCAGACACCACGGUGACGGGCACCCCUGCAACGCAAGCUGGCCCUGCUCGCCCUGCACCCAGGGCCAGCACCCAGACCCCCACAGCCCUCUCCCAGCCACCCCCCCAUGCCGCUGGGAUGCCCCACGCCAUGCCAAAACCCGGAGAGUGGCUCUCUCACCCCCCGCCUCCCUUCCCAGCGUGGGGGGGCAGCCCGGGUGGGGGGGCUGUCCUGCGGUGAAGUACAUAAGAGACGUAUUUUUUUACCGGGGUGGUGGAGGCCAGAAUGCUUUUUAUAAAUACUGUAUAUAAGAGUAGAUCUUUUUUAAUGUGUUGCGUUGCUCUGGGUAGUUCUGUAUAAUGUACAUAUCUAUAUGGGGUGGAGGUGGGGGGCUGUGACCCAGCGCCAGUGCGGGGCACUGCUGCGGCCCCUCGCCAUCACCCUGCGACUGCCGGCUGCAGCGUGGUCCCGUUGGCCCUGUCCCCAGCCCGGCUGCCCCGUGCCCACCCCUGCGCUGUGCUGGGGGGGCAACGCUUUUAAAUUAUCCGUGGGGGCGAUGUCUGUGCUGGCAAGGAGGCCGGCCAGUGAAACCUCCAGCAGUGAGAAUAAAGAUGUGAAUGUGC
Messenger RNA from Athene cunicularia (burrowing owl), 3069 nucleotides. RefSeq names its product solute carrier family 38 member 3 (gene SLC38A3). Bases 62 to 1582 code for a protein of 506 amino acids. The record is from RefSeq and is a predicted model, not a curated record. The transcript is spliced from 13 exons. Gene Ontology annotation, molecular function: L-asparagine transmembrane transporter activity; L-histidine transmembrane transporter activity; L-glutamine transmembrane transporter activity. Gene Ontology annotation, biological process: asparagine transport; L-glutamine transport; amino acid transmembrane transport. Lineage: Eukaryota; Metazoa; Chordata; Aves; Strigiformes; Strigidae.